This is a messenger RNA of Capronia coronata CBS 617.96, 1692 nucleotides long. RefSeq lists its product as uncharacterized. Gene Ontology annotation, cellular component: fungal-type vacuole membrane. The transcript has 2 exons. Gene Ontology annotation, biological process: transmembrane transport. The record is from RefSeq and is a predicted model, not a curated record. The coding region runs from base 1 to 1692 and encodes 563 amino acids. NCBI's taxonomy places the organism in Eukaryota, Fungi, Ascomycota, Eurotiomycetes, Chaetothyriales, Herpotrichiellaceae. Gene Ontology annotation, molecular function: transmembrane transporter activity.
AUGACCAUCCACCUAGCUGACCAGCCGUCACACGGAACUUCCCUGAGCCCGAAUCAGGACGCAAGCCGUUUCGAUCAAGACGCCUUGGAAUACAGAGAGCCUCCGCAGGCAGUUGAUAGAGCCCAAUCCACUCUGGACCCGGAGAAACAGACAUGGAAAGAGAGUGAGCAGACGCUGCAGACAGAAGUCACGGUGGAGGGGGUCAAAGAAGAAUCAUACACCAAAGAGAAAUCCGAAUCCAAAGUGGAAGAGGGAUCAGUCCUACGACGUCCCGCCUCCAUCACCCGGCAGAAUACCGCUCAGUCGGUCGCGGCUGCGCCGUUCACUUCGUACUGUUGUGACCUCGAAAGGCCUCAUAGCCAUGGGGCGUCUGGUUCAGCCCAUUUUCGGCGCUCGUCGUCCACUUCUGCCCCGACCCUGAACGAAGUGGCGACUAGUCUAGCCAACGUCAGCAGAGUCUCGACCGAUGCUUACGGAAACACGUAUCCAGAAGGCGGACGACAAGCAUGGCUCUGUGUGCUCGGGUCAUUUUGCGGUCUCAUGGCCGCUCUUGGUCUGAUGAAUACUUUGGGAACAUAUCAAGCAUACCUCUCCACACAUCAACUACGCGAUUACACGUCGAGCACGAUCGGGUGGAUAUUCGGCAUCUAUGCCUUUCUGUCCUUCUUUUUCGGCAUCCAGAUCGGUCCGAUUUUUGACGCCAAGGGCCCCCGCUGGCUUGUCUUGAGCGGCUCGGUUCUCAUGCUCGCCUCACAUUUGCUGAUGGGCGUCUGCCACCGGUACUGGCAGUUCUUGAUCGUCAUUGGCAUCCUGGGCGGCUUGGGUACUUCACUUGUGUUCACUCCGGCUAUUGCUUCCAUCGGCCACUUCUUUCUUCGCAAACGAGGACAGACCACGGGCCUGGCGGCGGCGGGGGGCUCCCUCGGCGGAAUUGUGUUUCCGUUGACACUCCAAGCGCUUUUCCCCAAGAUCGGAUGGGCUUGGUCGACCCGAGUCUGCGGACUGAUCAACCUGGUGCUGCUGAUCGUGGCCAAUCUCUUUAUCACAUCCCGCCUCCCGCCUCGGAAGGCCACAAAGGAGAACAUCCUUCCUGAUAUUCGCGUGUUCAGGGACCCGGUGUUCGCAUUGACAACCAUGGGGGUGUUUUUCGUGGAAUGGGGUCUUUUUGUUCCCCUGACUUUCUUGAGCAGCUAUGCCUUGUACCAUGGGGUGCCGACCGACUUGUCCUACCAGCUGAUAGCCAUCUUGAACGUCGGGUCGUGCUUUGGGCGGUAUUUCCCGGGGCUUGUCGCUGACCGGUUCGGCCGGUUCAAUGCCAUGGUCGUCACGAUUUUCAUGUGUCUGGUGUCAACACUGGCGUUUUGGCUGCCGGCCGGUGGAUCGGUAGCGCUAAUGAUUGUAUAUGGCAUUGUGUUUGGAUUCGCCUCGGGAUCAGGCAUCUCAUUGACCCCGGUAUGUGUUGGCCAGCUGUGCCGGGUCGAGAACUAUGGGAGGUACUAUGCGACCUGCUACACUCUGGUCUCUUUCGGGUCGCUGACGGGGAUCCCGAUCGCGGGACAAUUGGUUACCACGUGUAAUGGUGACUAUUGGGGGCUCAUCGUCUUCACCAUCUGCGCAUACGCAGCGGCAACGACGCUGUUUGUCGCGGCAAGGGUUGCAGGCGCUGGAUGGACUCUGAGGAGGGUGUUCUGA